AUGGGGACUUCAUCCUUUCCCAGCAGCAGCAGCCGGGACCAACGUAAAUUGCUCUACCAGAAGUACGGCUAUGACAUCAACAAGAUUAUACGAACUCAUGAAAAAUUGGAAACGACAAUCACUAGAGCCAAAAAUAAUAAUAAUAAUGAUGAUGAUGAUGAUGAUGAUGAUGCAUACAACAUCAUCAACGAAAAGUCAGACAAACUAGAUUUCCAACUGUUGCUAAGCCAGGAACCAAUGGAUCAUGCAACGGGAAGGAGACGAAGAAAGAAGAGGAAGGAACAAGGAUUUCGAAACUUUACCAAAGUAUCUCGAUCGUUUCGGCAUCAAGAGGAUUUCCCCAGCCGGGACCUCAAAUCAACAUGGUUAUUGAAAACGUUGCUCAAGUAUCUCAAAUACAGAUCUCGGCGUCUUGACCCAUACAUCACCAAAUGGUUCACAUCCAACCCCGAUUCCUCGUCAUCAUCCACAGAAAAGAACACUUUCCUACUACGUAUUGUCGAUUUUGGCGAACUGGCACCAAAUGGAGACGUGACUGCCAUAUUGGGUGACUCUACACACAAGAUAUGUGCUGUGUUUCCCGCCAAAACCAUAUUUGACCAUAUAGCACAACACGGGGGCUUACCAUUCCAUAAUAAUGCAUACUCCAUUAACAACUACAUCUCCAUUUCCAAGGCCAAUUGCAGAUUCCUGUCACUCGAAUUUAUCAAGACCCAUUUUGGAACCAAGUUGAACUACAUUGAUUCUAAAAUCCGAUACUGUGUCUUGCAAGUGUUGCAAUUCAAGUUUAUGUAUAGUGUCGAGUACUUGAUGGCUUCGCGAAUCGAUGGUGCCCCGCCUUUGGAACAGGUUGUCAAUGAUAAUGGAUCUCAGUAUGUAGUUUACGACUAUGAGGAUUUUGACUUGAAUGUGGCUGGUGGGGGUGGGAAAGAUGCACUUCCUAAAUUUGAUAAAUCGGAGUUGAAGCUGGUUUACAAUAAUGAAUUUUAUCAGAAAUUAUGCUACUUGGCGCUGCUGGAAAGGUGA
Lodderomyces theae is the source of this 1026-nucleotide messenger RNA. RefSeq names its product telomerase subunit (gene EST3). Lineage: Eukaryota; Fungi; Ascomycota; Pichiomycetes; Serinales; Debaryomycetaceae. Gene Ontology annotation, cellular component: chromosome, telomeric region; telomerase holoenzyme complex. Gene Ontology annotation, molecular function: telomeric repeat DNA binding. The record is from RefSeq and is a predicted model, not a curated record. The transcript has a single exon. Bases 1 to 1026 code for a protein of 341 amino acids. Gene Ontology annotation, biological process: telomere maintenance via telomerase.